GCCUUGUGAACAACAGCAACUCUAGUGCAGACCGCCUCGUCCAAGUACGAUCCUGACAUCAAGCUGCUGAAUUCUCUUUGAGAAUUGGGAUUGCUGUGGCGUUGAAAAUUGUGUAUCAGUACCUGCUAUAAAAGGGAACGUGGCUUCAGCAGAGAACUCGGAGUGGGGACUGGUUCCUAUCAACAUGGCUCCUGACCAGGAAAAGAAAGAGUUGAAAGAACCGCAGCUAGAAUCUGGCGCUUCGAACAUUCAUUUGAGGUACAGCACUAUCACUCCGCCAGCAUCUCCUGAUCCAACUGAGGAGAACUCACAAACCUAUCUAGAUGAGAAGAUCCCAAUCCCAGAUGAUAGCUCGACUCGAUUUAGCUUUCGGAAGCUCUGGGCCUUCACUGGACCUGGCUUUCUGAUGAGUAUUGCGUAUCUGGAUCCAGGAAACAUUGAAUCUGACCUUCAGUCUGGGGCUGUGGCAGGAUUUAAGCUGCUUUGGAUCCUGCUGACAGCUACCAUUAUAGGACUGCUGCUGCAGCGACUGGCUGCACGUUUAGGAGUGGUAACUGGGAUGCAUCUUGCUGAGGUCUGCCACAGGCAGUAUCCUAAGUUCCCUCGAAUUGUUUUGUGGUUGAUGGUGGAGCUGGCGAUCAUUGGCUCGGACAUGCAGGAAGUGAUUGGAUCAGCCAUAGCUAUUAACCUGCUGACUGUUGGAAGGAUUCCCCUGUGGGGCGGAGUAUUAAUAACUAUUGUAGACACGUUUGUGUUCCUGUUUUUGGACAAAUAUGGUUUGCGAAAACUGGAAGCUUUCUUUGGCUUCCUCAUUACAGUUAUGGCAGUUACGUUUGGAUAUGAGUAUGUGACUGUACACCCAGACCAGGGACAGCUGUUGAAGGGCAUGUUUGUUCCCUUCUGUGCAGGCUGUGGAACCCGUCAGUUGGAGCAAGCAGUUGGCAUUGUUGGAGCUGUAAUUAUGCCCCACAACAUCUACCUACAUUCUGCUUUGGUCAAGUCCAGGGAAGUAAACCGAGCCAAUAAGAAUGAAGUGAAGGAGGCGAAUCGUUACUUUUUUAUCGAAGCCUGCAUGGCUCUGUUUGUUUCAUUCCUCAUCAACGUCUUUGUGGUCUCUGUGUUUGCGCAGGCGUUUUAUGGAAAGACCAAUGCACAAGUGCACAAUGAUUGUUUCAACCAGAGUGGUCCAUAUUCCAAUCUCUUUCCUCUGAACAAUCAGACUUUCGACGUUAAUAUCUACAAAGGGGGCGUUGUGUUGGGCUGUUACUUUGGUGCUGCUGCUCUCUACAUCUGGGCCAUUGGCAUCCUGGCUGCAGGUCAGAGUUCGACCAUGACCGGAACAUACUCUGGACAGUUUGUCAUGGAGGGCUUCCUGAACUUGAAGUGGUCCCGCUUUGCUCGUGUUCUCUUCACUCGAUCCAUUGCCAUCACACCAACUCUGCUGGUGGCAUUGUUUCAAGAUGUGGAACAUCUGACAGGAAUGAAUGACUUUCUGAAUGUUCUUCAAAGCAUGCAGUUGCCAUUUGCAUUGAUCCCAAUAUUGACGUUUACAAGUAUGGACUCAGUCAUGCAUGACUUCGCCAAUGGUCUGGCAUGGAAGAUUGCUGGUGGAAUCAUUGUCUUUAUCAUCUGUGCCAUUAAUAUGUAUUUUGUGAUUGUUUAUGUUUCGAGUUUGGGGCAUGUGGCACUUUACCUGAUUGCAGCCUUCAUUUCAGUUGCAUACUUGAGUUUUGUUGCUUACCUGGCCUGGUACUGCGCAGUCUCACUGGGGGUCUCCUUUCUGAACUGUGGACGCACGGCAACUCCUGAAGACACCAACUGGUUUCAGAACGCCUAUGGAACUCUCUCUGCUGAGUGAUAUGGACAACCACACGUGAAUCCCAUGGUGAUCUCAAGCUGACAGUGUCAGAAGGUUAAGAUGAAUCCCAUUCUAUGCUGCAGUCAUUAUUAUUAACAUCCCAAGACUAUAUUCACUGUUCAAGCGCAGGGGAACACCAAGGCAGAGAAUCUGUUUUUAAAUACCAGGAACAAUCAACAUUUCUUGCUGACAGAGAAUCCGGGUGGCACUUGUAUCAAAACUGCCCUUAGGCAAUCAUGUAAUGCAUUGAUUCGCAAGAUCAUGACCUGUGCAGAAUAGGAAAUAGUGCAGCAUUUUCUGGCGGUAUGGGGAAGGAUGCUUCCAGUUUUUCAGUUCCAAGGUAUGAAUCUCCACAAGGAUUGACCGGAGUUUCCUGGAUUGACUUGGAACCAUCUAGGCUGUUCAUGUACGGUGAAAUGUACACAAUGCCAUUCUGAAGCCUUAUAAAUAUAUUUGGACAGUAUUUGGAUCUGUAUUUGGACAGUAGAACAUAGAUGAAUUCCUAACAUUUAUGCAGUGUUGCAUUUGUUUUUGUCUGUGGAUAAAUGGGAAUUUGUAUAGACCUUUGGGUUGUAUCAGUGAAGCAAAUAGCAAGCCAAACAUAUUCACAGACUUUCUAAGGGUGUCUGAAAAUGUACAGGCGGGGCAUUGUGGGUUGGGAUGCAGGUUGAGCAUAUGGGAGAAAUUAUAUUUCAUGUCUCACAAAUCAUUUCCCCCAUGGUGACAUCUAACUGCACAGUGCAAUCUAACUGUCAUUGGUAGAUCGCCAGUGACACAUUGGACAAAGGCAGCAUUGUUCAUAAUAGAGUGAGAACUCGCCUGUAGCCAGUUGGCAGACUCACUGUUCCCAAUCUGUCUAUGGCUUCUUGCCUACCUACCAUGGCUGUCCUUUGUUUUUCUGACUCUCUCUCUUCUGGGAAAGCAAAAAGGGAGGGAAUGAAGUCCAGAGGCAGGCUAUCUUACCAUCUGAUUCCUCCUGCAUGACUAAAAAAAAAAAUCCAUGAAAUCUAGAAGAUGAAUAGCUUCAAAACACUGGGGUUAAAUUAAGGAAGUUGUUGAGCCCAUCAUCCCAGAAACAGUAUCUCUUCUCACAAAAUCCAAUGUACCCCUUGGUUAGGUGCAUCCUUACCAUGAAGUACACAUGGCCUUCCUAUUUAUACUUCCAAUAUGUAAGACUCUGCACUUUUCAGAAUAAAGAUAAUUUUCCACAUCAAAGCAUAUAGACUGAGACUGCAACUCAUUCAUGUACAUCAGCAGAAAGAGCCCUGCAAGUGAACCUCUGGGGCAGCCCGAUCAGCAUCCAGCCCCAUCCACUGCUACCGUUAUAAUAGCAUUGUUCCUUCACUUCAGCUUACGCCAUACUCUAACUAUUGUCAAACCUCAUCAUUGAAGACAGGACCAGCACACCUACGUUAUCAAACGCCAUUUAAAUGUACACUUUAUCGGAGUGCUACCCUUCUACCAUGUGGAACAAUACCCAAAUUGUGAUCUCUGCAAUAUCUCCGACAGUCUACCCCUCUAAGGUUGUAAUAAUUAUCAUUUAUCAGGUAAUUUCCUCGUGGGUCCCUAGUUCCCGGGUCUAAUUUUCCGACGAGUCUGUCAUUUUAAGGUGUGGCUUCUCAAUCAGUUUGUAGUUCCUGGAUUUGACUGUCCAAUCAGUCUGUGAUUCUUUGCUGAGCCUUUCCAAUGUGUCAAUAGUUAGGGAUGGGGAUAAGAAAUUUUGGCCUAUAUCCAAUGAAAUAAAAGAAAAACAGGUCUGCAGUUCCUAAGCGUGACCAUCCACUUUAUUUCACCUGGCAGUGACCUAUUUUUCAUAAUCACACUGUCUGCCCAUCGUAUCACAGAAUGAUACAUCACAAAAGGAAGCCACUGGGCCCACUGUACAUGUGCCAGCUGUCUGUAAGCUAUUCAAUGAGUACCA
Rhincodon typus (whale shark) is the source of this 3779-nucleotide messenger RNA. RefSeq names its product solute carrier family 11 member 2 (gene slc11a2). Bases 185 to 1858 code for a protein of 557 amino acids. The transcript has 18 exons. Lineage: Eukaryota; Metazoa; Chordata; Chondrichthyes; Orectolobiformes; Rhincodontidae. Gene Ontology annotation, cellular component: plasma membrane. Gene Ontology annotation, molecular function: manganese ion transmembrane transporter activity; cadmium ion transmembrane transporter activity; iron ion transmembrane transporter activity. The record is from RefSeq and is a predicted model, not a curated record. Gene Ontology annotation, biological process: metal ion transport.